Molecule: messenger RNA, 2491 nt
Organism: Drosophila montana
Lineage: Eukaryota; Metazoa; Arthropoda; Insecta; Diptera; Drosophilidae
Gene: sax
Product: saxophone
Exons: 7
Coding region: 78-1790 (570 amino acids)
Biological process (GO): protein phosphorylation; cellular response to growth factor stimulus; cell surface receptor protein serine/threonine kinase signaling pathway
Cellular component (GO): plasma membrane; BMP receptor complex
Molecular function (GO): transmembrane receptor protein serine/threonine kinase activity; ATP binding
Source: RefSeq, a predicted model, not a curated record
UUUGGGGUGGCCACAGCUGUAAAUGUAUACCUGUUAGUGCUGGCUAACACAGCACUGUUAGUGUUGGAUAAAAAACAAUGGCAAUGGAGUCAAAUUUAUUUUUGGUUUUCCUGUUGUCAUUUUUUUUAUAUAAAAAUGCAAAAGCGGAAAUCAGCGGACUUUUGCUAGAUGAGCAACAGGAUAUGGACAUGGAACUACCGCCGCACAUUAACGGAAAGGAGUUUCCAGCAAUACCACAAAACUCCUUACUUACGCAUCCCAGAUUAAAAUGUUUUGCGUGUGAACCACCCUGUCUCGAUCCCAAUGAGCAUGCACAUACGUGCCAGAACGCUAUACAGUGCUGGAAAUCUCGCACACGCGAUGCCGUUGGCCAGGAGCAAGUGUCACGCGGCUGCACCACGUCGCAGGAUCAAUUGCCACUGAUUUGCAAUCCGAUUGGAUUGAAUAAGCUCAACGGACCCUCAAAACGCAACACGGCAAAAUUCAUAAAUGUCGUCUGCUGUGCCAGCGAUUUUUGCAAUGACGGCGAAUUUCCCGAGUUGCCACCGUUUGUUAGCGGCGAUGUGGCAACGGUGAUCACAGCCGAUAGCAGCAACAUCAGCAAAAUGGCCGCCGCCAUUUUGGGCCCAUUUCUGGUCAUCACGCUGAUCGGCGCAGUGGCCGUGUGCUUUAUGCGGCGCAGCCAUCGCAAGCGUCUGGCUGCAACGCGAGUUAAACAGGAUCCCGAAUCAUAUUUGGUUAACGAUGAAUUGCUGCGCGCCACCAGCGCUGGGGAUAGUACUCUGCGCGAAUACCUGCAGCAUUCGGUUACUUCCGGUUCGGGAAGCGGUUUGCCGCUACUGGUGCAACGGACGCUGGCCAAACAGGUGACGCUCAUUGAAUGCAUCGGCCGUGGCAAGUACGGUGAGGUGUGGCGUGGUCACUGGCACGGCGAGAGCAUUGCCGUCAAAAUAUUCUUCAGUCGCGACGAGGAGUCGUGGAAACGUGAAACUGAAAUCUACAGCACCGUGCUGCUGCGCCAUGAGAACAUACUUGGCUUUAUUGGCUCCGACAUGACCUCACGCAACUCGUGCACCCAGCUAUGGCUAAUGACGCACUACUAUCCACAGGGCUCGCUCUUUGAUCAUCUGAAUCGGAAUGCACUCAGCCAUAAUGAUAUGAUUUGGAUUUGUUUGUCGAUUGCCAAUGGACUGGUCCAUUUACACACUGAAAUCUUUGGCACUGAGGGCAAGCCCGCCAUGGCGCAUCGGGAUUUGAAGUCGAAGAACAUAUUGGUCACCGCGAACGGUACCUGUGUCAUAGCUGAUUUUGGUUUGGCGGUUACACACUCGCAUGUGACGGGACAACUGGAUUUGGGCCACAAUCCCAAAGUGGGCACCAAGCGCUAUAUGGCACCCGAGGUCUUGGACGAGAGCAUUGACAUGGAGUGCUUUGAGGCACUGCGACGCACUGAUAUCUACGCUUUUGGACUGGUGCUGUGGGAGGUUUGCCGGCGCACCAUUUCGUGCGGCAUUGCUGAGGAAUACAAGGUGCCCUUCUAUGAUGUAGUGCCCAUGGAUCCCAGCUUUGAGGAUAUGCGCAAAGUUGUCUGCAUUGACAACUAUCGACCAUCCAUACCCAAUCGCUGGAGCUCAGAUUCGCUACUGGCCGGCAUGUCCAAGCUAAUGAAGGAGUGCUGGCAUCAGAAUCCGAAUGUGCGUCUGCCGGCGUUGCGCAUUAAAAAGACUAUACAUAAAUUAGCUUCCGUUGAUGAGAAGAUACGUUUAGACUUCGAUGAAGUUUGCGUUUAGUAGGUUUUUAAGUGUAGACGCUAAGUUAAGUUAAUUAUUAAUUUGUGUAAGCGACAUUAGUUAAGUUCAUUUUGCUAGCAGCUAAGUUUUCAUACAUAUAUUGAAGUUUUAUUUUAUUUUCCCUUUCAUUAGUCUGUAGCUGCAUUAAUCGAGAUUUAGUUUUGUGCCUUUCAAAUUGCCUUAAAUGUAAAAUUCAACUUGACUAGAGACAUCAUCUAUUUAAGUUCUAUGAAUCGCCUACAUCAAGCUGCCUCCAUAGAGUAGACAGCGUUUUUAUAAUCUUUACUCAUUUUCAUUUCAAGUGCCAUUACAAUUAAGAAUUGGUAAACAAAAAAAACAUUUUUAUAUAUUAAAUUUAAGCUCACUUUUUACACCUACACCUAUUCACGAACACACAUGAACAGCUAUCAAGCAGCUAUAUAGUUUCUUUUCUUAUCAAGCUAUGAUAGAGUUAUUGAGAAUGUAAACAAUUGGCGCCACACACACUCACAAAACAUAUUGCGCACCUAGUUAAGAGCAUAUGCAUGUACAUGAAAAGUUCCCAACUACAUAUAGAUGAUAUAUACACAUAUAUAAUUAUAUAUAUAUACAAACAAUACUUUGUAUACUGUACAAAUGCGCGCUAAAUAAGUUGUAUAUGUAGUUUACAAAUGACUUUAAGAUACUAUCAACAAAUAAAAUAUACUCUAAUUGUUAAGUAA